AGGCACCUAACUGAAAUAAGAGCUGAAGGACUGAAUUUGUCCAUUAUUGGAAUACUGAUUUGGCACAAGACAAUCCCUGUUUUCAUAGGGGGAGCUUCCUGUAACUUAGCUGUUUUCUACUACAAAACCAAUAUCCGUGAUGUAAACUGCAUUCAUAUGUAUUGCCCGGUGCUGGAAAGCUGCAUAGUAAAACCUACAAGCAGUGUGAUCCUCUACAAUAUUACACCAGGCGUUGAUCCUGACCUUCUUGUUUUUGAGAAGCUCUCGUUCAAAGAUAUAAACACCAGGUCUUCUUUUAAUAAAUGGGAGAGGCAUGGCGGGGCACGGGUCGCUGACCUAGUAACAGACCAGGGUGAACUCUCUUCCCCAAGAUUCCUUUUCCUGGAGGCCUCCUCUUCCACAACAGCCCCAAAGCCAGACAUGGACAGGACGAGCAGGAGCUCAGCAGUAGAUGCUGCCCUCAAGAACUCACCCGUCACGUUGAUGGCGGCGGCUUCAGCGAUAGACCAUUCAGUGAAAGCAGCUGAGAUUCUUCCAAGGAGGAACACCUCUACUACCACUUCAGAUAAGGUCAAGACAUCUCCUGUCUCUGUGCCUGCACUUAUCUGGACGGCGCCGCUAUCACCCAGUGAGGUCCUUCCCAAUAACAGCAAACCCUUGAAUGAAACCAAAGUCUACAGCGGAAGGAACAACAGUUCUGAUGAUGAAGGCCAGUGGCCCACACAGGAGACGGCGGGAAGAGGGGCCUGGUUCCCUCUGAUUGUACUUUGUUCUUCGUUGGCUUUCAUGUGCUGCUGCUGCUGCUGCUGCUGCGGUAUAUUUUUGGCAACAGGAUGGAAAAGGAGAGGUCGUUAUAAACCAAGGCAGAAAGGAAGAUCAGCACCCAACCAAGUCAUAAAAUACACUGCCAUUAAAAGUAGUUUUUAAUGGUCAGAUUCCAAAUUCAUCAGGAAGGGAAGGGAAGGUAGAGGAAGGGAAGGGUGCAGAGGCAAGCAAUAAAGAUGAUACGGGA
Messenger RNA from Notechis scutatus (mainland tiger snake), 1012 nucleotides. The record is from RefSeq and is a predicted model, not a curated record. Lineage: Eukaryota; Metazoa; Chordata; Lepidosauria; Squamata; Elapidae.